AUGUCGCACGCCAAAGCCAGCUCUGGUCAAAGCGCCCUGGCUUGCUUCAGCCCCACUUCCCAGAACGCCCCCUACAGCGUCGAUCGAUACAUAAACGAGUCAUCUCCCUGGACAUCACUCAGCCAAAGAAGCGACAGUCCCCGCACAAGUUACAGCGAUCCGAUGCACUCAGACCUCGAUGGGCUGUUGCGCCAAGCCCAGCAAAGACCCAAGACGAGCAAGAGAUGA
Molecule: messenger RNA, 228 nt
Organism: Colletotrichum spaethianum
Lineage: Eukaryota; Fungi; Ascomycota; Sordariomycetes; Glomerellales; Glomerellaceae
Exons: 2
Coding region: 1-228 (75 amino acids)
Source: RefSeq, a predicted model, not a curated record